Messenger RNA from Salvelinus namaycush (lake trout), 1008 nucleotides. Its product is annotated as hairy/enhancer-of-split related with YRPW motif protein 2. Gene Ontology annotation, molecular function: protein dimerization activity; RNA polymerase II cis-regulatory region sequence-specific DNA binding; DNA-binding transcription factor activity, RNA polymerase II-specific. The transcript is spliced from 5 exons. NCBI's taxonomy places the organism in Eukaryota, Metazoa, Chordata, Actinopteri, Salmoniformes, Salmonidae. Gene Ontology annotation, biological process: circulatory system development; anterior/posterior pattern specification; regulation of neurogenesis. The record is from RefSeq and is a predicted model, not a curated record. Bases 1 to 1008 code for a protein of 335 amino acids. Gene Ontology annotation, cellular component: nucleus.
AUGAAGAGGCCUUGUGAGGAUAGUACUUCUGACAGCGACAUGGAUGAAACUAUUGAUGUUGGCAGUGAGAAUAAUUAUUCUGGGCACAGCAAUGGAUCAUUUAUUAGAUGUGGUUCCCCAACAACAACAACCCAAGUUAUGGCAAGAAAAAAACGAAGAGGGAUCAUCGAGAAGAGAAGGAGGGAUCGAAUCAAUAAUAGUUUAUCGGAGUUACGUCGACUUGUCCCAACUGCAUUUGAAAAACAAGGUUCAGCCAAAUUAGAGAAGGCAGAAAUAUUGCAGAUGACAGUGGAUCACCUAAAGAUGCUGCAGGCCACUGGCGGUAAAGGGUAUUUUGAUGCCCACUCCCUGGCCAUGGACUUCAUGAGUGUGGGCUUCAGGGAGUGUCUGACGGAGGUGGCCAGAUACCUGAGCUCUGUGGAGGGAUUAGACAGUAGCGAUCCCCUGCGUGUGCGCCUGGUCUCCCACCUCAGCACCUGCGCCUCCCAGAGGGAGGCGGCUGCCAUGACCUCAUCUAUGGCACACCACCAGCAGGCGCUCCACCCUCACCACUGGGCCGCCGCCUUCCACCCCUUCCCCACCACCUUUCUCCAGCAGAAUGGACUGCCCUUCUCAGACAGCGCCGCCAGCAGACUGUCUGUGGAGGUGCCCCAGCGUGGCUCGGCCCUCCUAACGGCAACCUUCUCCCAUACCGACUCCUCUCACAGGGCGCCCUCUAAUGGCAGCGUGGCGCCCUGCGUCCCCCCGCUCUCCACCUCCCUCCUGUCGCUCUCGGCUACUGUUCACGCUGCGGCCGCUGCUGCUGCUGCGGCCCAGACUUUUCCCCUGUCAUUCCCUGGAGGAUUCCCCAUCUUCACACCUCACAGUGUGAGCAGCACAGCGUCUAUGGUAGCUUCAGCUGUGAGCCCCUCCAUUUCCACCACAUCCACCUCACAGCAGAGCAGAGACAGAGAGAGCAGCAGCAGCAAACCAUACAGACCUUGGGGAACAGAAGUAGGAGCCUUUUAA